This is a messenger RNA of Phlebotomus argentipes, 877 nucleotides long. Its product is annotated as 28 kDa heat- and acid-stable phosphoprotein. The transcript is spliced from 4 exons. The record is from RefSeq and is a predicted model, not a curated record. Gene Ontology annotation, molecular function: RNA binding. Gene Ontology annotation, cellular component: cytosol. NCBI's taxonomy places the organism in Eukaryota, Metazoa, Arthropoda, Insecta, Diptera, Psychodidae. Bases 172 to 696 code for a protein of 174 amino acids.
GCAACCCAUGGAAAGUCAUUUCCAACAGCUGUGUCUGUGGAAGGUGCUUGGAAAAUUGUGGUUUUUUGUGAAUUUUAUCGCCGAAAAGUGCAUUCUUGAGGAUUUUUCCUACACCACACUACUCUUUAUUAUCUUCUACACCUGUGAUCGUUGAAUACUUCACCCUAGAUCAUGCCACGAGGAAAAUACGUCAACCACAAAGGGCGCAGUCGUCACUUUACCAGUCCGGAAGAGCUGGAGGAGGAGCGCCUGAAGGAGCAGAAGAAGAAGAAGGGCGGCAGCGACAGUGACAGUGCUGAGGAGGAGGAGGAAGACCAGGAAUCCGGCGGCGACGAGGAUGGCGAGGAGGAGGAGGAGGAGUCUGAUGACGAGGACGAGAAGCCUAAGGGUGUCUCAGGGCUCAUUGAAAUCGAGAAUCCAAAUCGCGUGACGAAGAAAGUGAGCCAGAAGGUCGAGAGGAUGAGCCUGGAGGAGGGUGGCUCGAAGCCGGAACUCACGAGGCGCGAGCAGGAGCAGAUCCAGAAGGAGAAGGCCAGGCGUCAGUACAUGAAGCUGCACGCUGAGGGGAAGACUAAGCAAGCGCGCGAGGACUUGGCGCGUCUGGCCAUCAUCAAGCAGCACAGAGCUGAGGCAGCGGCCAGGAGGGAGCAGGAGAAGAAGGAGAAAGAAGAGGCGAGGAAGAAGGCGUCGGCUUGAGCAUGGCCAGUAAGAUUGGCCGACACACAAGAAUCCUCCGGAUGAGAUUCCUAAUGGAUUUUAAUCACUCUUCCGCCACCAUGAGAGCAAAAAGCUAUACUGGAAUUUUGUUUAUAAAUUAAAUAAAAAAUGGAUGUGUUUCUAUAGAGAAAAUAAAGAUUCACCGCGAAAAUCUUCCGAA